Molecule: messenger RNA, 859 nt
Organism: Sphaeramia orbicularis (orbiculate cardinalfish)
Lineage: Eukaryota; Metazoa; Chordata; Actinopteri; Kurtiformes; Apogonidae
Gene: mblac1
Product: metallo-beta-lactamase domain containing 1
Exons: 2
Coding region: 101-766 (221 amino acids)
Source: RefSeq, a predicted model, not a curated record
GAAGAAGAAGAACAGAAGUAGAAGAAGAAGAGGAAAGAGCAGCAAAAGAAGAAGAAAAAAAAGUAAAAGAAAUAACAUCAGUAGCAGAAGCCUCCCUGCCAUGGGGUCUAACGGGGCUGUGGUGUCUCCUGUCAGGGACAGAACCCCUCUGUCCCAGACCCAGCUGGACUUCCCUGGACAGCCGUACUCUGUGUGCGUCCUGAAGGUUGGGUACUGUCAGUCUGAGUCCAACGGGACUUUUAAAGCAGACGGUACCAUCACCCUCAUAACGGGACCUAAGACUAUUCUGGUGGACACCGGCGGGCCGUGGGACCGCGACUUUCUGCAAAUGAAACUGCAGGAGAAGGGCCUGGUGCCGGGGGACAUUGAUGUGGUCGUGGGUACUCAUGGACAUUCAGACCACAUAGGGAACCUGAGUCUGUUCCCUGGAGCUGUGAUGAUAGUGGGCUUUGAUAUGAAUGAAGGGGACACCUACUGUCCCAAUGGCCUGGCAGAGGGACAGCCUUAUUCUGUAGAUGAACAUGUGUGUGUGCUCCCCACUCCAGGCCACACAGGACAGGAUGUCAGCGUCCAGGUCAAAGGAACCUCGGUGGGAACGGUGCUUGUUGCAGGGGACUUAUUUGAGUGCUGCUCAGAUGAGGACAGCUGGCAGAAUCUGAGUCUGAACCCCGCUGUGCAGAAAGUCAGUCGCAGGCAGGCGUUAGAGACGGCUGAUGUCAUCAUCCCAGGACAUGGACUUCCCUUUAGGGUCAUCAGAGACUGUUGAACACACUCUGAAAAUGAGUCACUUUUAUGCUCAUGAAUGUAAUAGUUUAACAGACACUGAUGUCAUGAGUAAAUUCCCUCUCCAGAAAGAUGA